Messenger RNA from Metopolophium dirhodum (rose-grain aphid), 1227 nucleotides. RefSeq names its product KRAB-A domain-containing protein 2-like. Gene Ontology annotation, molecular function: nucleic acid binding. The record is from RefSeq and is a predicted model, not a curated record. The transcript has 4 exons. Bases 77 to 1165 code for a protein of 362 amino acids. Gene Ontology annotation, biological process: DNA integration. NCBI's taxonomy places the organism in Eukaryota, Metazoa, Arthropoda, Insecta, Hemiptera, Aphididae.
UAAGCAAUACUUAGAUUUGUGUAUACCUUGCCAGCAAAAAAAAAAAAGUCAAAAAAAAGGUAUUGUUGUAAAACCAAUGGUGUUUGAAGAUUUUAACAGCCGUUGCCAAAUUGAUUUAAUUGAUUUUCAAUCUCAGUCUGACGCAGGGUAUAAAUUUGUUUUGGUUUAUCAGGACCAUCUGACCAAAUUUUGUAUUUUAAGACCUUUGAAAUGUAAAAGAGCUGAACAGAUUGCAUACGUUCUUUUGGAUAUUUUUUGUUUAUUUGGUGCUCCCUCAGUACUGCAAUCGGAUAACGGCCGAGAAUUUUGUAAUGAAAUUGUAAAUUCUUUAAAAGAGAUGUGGCCCGAAUUGACUAUUGUCCAUGGCAAACCACGACAUAGCCAAUCUCAGGGCAGCGUAGAGAGAGCAAACCAGGAUAUUGAAAAUAUGCUGACUACGUGGAUGCAAAGCAAUAAUACCAACAAAUGGAGUGAAGGCCUUCGGUUUGUACAAUUUAUGAAGAAUAAAGCUUUACAUUCCGGAAUUAAACGUAGUCCAUACGAAGCAAUGUUUGGUAGUGUACCAAAAACUGGACUAUCUUCAAGUCUUCUACCUAAAGUUAUCUUGCGUAAAAUGGAAUCUGAAGAAGAAGCUGAUGACGUUACUGACGUAGAUCGACCAACAGUUGGCACAGAAAAAGAUAUAGUUCAUUUAAAUAUUGCUACGGAGAGGAAAAAAGCUAAAGAAAAUUUGGAAAAACAGGCAAAAAGAAUGAAAGAUUUAUCAAAUACUAAAUUUGCGGUUGCUAAUAUUGGUUCUACAGUGCGUAUCAAAAUUCCCGAUGUUGAUAGAGGAAAGGGUGAUCCUCGUUCAAUUAUUGCAGUUGUUUUAAAAUUAACUGACGAUGGGUUUUAUCAACUGGGAUGCAAUGAUGGAGUGUUAAAACAACUAUACUCUCGAUCCCAGUUCACAGUAUGUUCAGAAAAUUUGUUAGCUGUAGAAGCUGUUCCAAAUGAAAGUAUUACAUUAAGAUCUGCGGCAACUGCGCAGUCACUGGGAACUGGUCAGGGUUUUUUUAAAUGCACUUGUACCAAAAAAUGUGACACAAAGCGAUGUGUUUGUAGAAAAAAAGAGGUGUUGUGCAACUCUAAAUGCCAUAAUAGCCUUACAUGUACAAAUAAAUAAAUAAUAUAACUAUAAUUAAUUCAUAAUUCAGUAAAAUAAAAUAUUAUAAUAUAUAUUUUAAA